AUGGUCCAGCCUGCGUCACACUCGGCUGUCGCUGCACCAAUGGUAGCUCCCAACCAGGCACUUGGAUUAAUUGCUCAAAUCGCAGCUACUGCUGGUAGUGUAGCGAUCGGCUCCGUCGGUAAUACCGUUAGACAUACCCUCAUCGGAAUGUUCAGCGGUUCCUAUUCACAAGAGGCAGCCUCGCCAGGACAGGCUGCCCCGGUAUCGGGCGAGGCAAACACUCCGGCAGGACCAUGCUCGUGGAAGAUCAAGCAGUUAUUAUCUUGUACCCAAGGCCAGGCCGAGUGUGAUUCACAGACAACACAAUCAGCAAGUCCAGGUGACAAUUUCACACAUGCCACCGUACUGCAAACAACCACCAACAAAACCUAUGAAUGCGGAAUGUGUGACCAAUCAUUCUCCAAGAAGAGACAGCUGGCAGUUUACAAGCGCGUACAUGCCGGCACGCGAUCGUACUCCUGUGAUAUUUGCGGUAAAGCAUACACCAAGGGUAUAAAUCUAAGCCAGCACAAACGGAUACACACCGGCGAACCACGGCACCGUUGUCGGAUAUGUGGCAGAGAAUUUUUCACUUCUGAGCAAUUGGAUCAGCACCGGCUUAACCAUAAAGAUCAGGCUUACAUUUGCGAUAUCUGCAGUAGGAAGUUUACCGAAAACAGUAGUCUCACGCGACACAAACUUAUCAAUGCGAGUGAGAGAUCGCACAAGUGCGAUAUUUGUGGCAUAGAAUUCAUAACUAGUGCUGAACUCACUCGCCACAUGCGCAUGGAUACUGGCGAGCGUCCGUAUAAGUGCGAUAUCUGUGGCAAAGGCUACGUAGAAAGAAACAGUUUGAAACGUCACCAGCGUGUUCACAUCGAUAUGAAUCUUGCGGAUCAGAUAUUUAGUUGCGACAUCUGUGGUAGAAAGUUUCUUAAAUCUAAAGAACGUACGCAGCCCAAACUUAUCCACAGCAAAGAUCGAGAAUUCAGAUGUGAAGUCUGUGGUGGCGGGUUUAUAAAAUAUUCUCACGUGACUCGGCACAUGCAAAUCCAUACAAACGAACGCCCGUACAAAUGUGAUCUCUGCGAGCAGGAGUUUCUUCGAAGAGCACAUUUGACCCAGCAUAAUCGCAGGUAUGUUGGCGAACGACCCCAUGACUGUGAUUUGUGUGUAAAAAGAUUCGUUGAACGUAGUCAUUUGAUGGGAAACAAGAAGCUGCACGACAGGUCAAGGAAUGGUAGCAUGCGAAAAGGAAAAAUUAAGGAUUCUACCGCGACCGAAAGCAUCCACGCGUUCGCUGGAGGCGGUAAUGGGAAAAUAGAAGAGGAAAAGCAAGUUCUAACAUAA
Topomyia yanbarensis is the source of this 1329-nucleotide messenger RNA. Its product is annotated as zinc finger protein 492-like. The record is from RefSeq and is a predicted model, not a curated record. The transcript is spliced from 2 exons. The coding region runs from base 1 to 1329 and encodes 442 amino acids. NCBI's taxonomy places the organism in Eukaryota, Metazoa, Arthropoda, Insecta, Diptera, Culicidae. Gene Ontology annotation, molecular function: RNA polymerase II cis-regulatory region sequence-specific DNA binding; DNA-binding transcription factor activity, RNA polymerase II-specific. Gene Ontology annotation, biological process: regulation of transcription by RNA polymerase II.